UCCAGCAGCAGCAGCAGCAGCAUCAGCGAGCAGCGAACACCCAGGGAAACCCAGGAGAUAAACUAAAGACAAACCACGUCAGUGUGUUUCUGCUGCAGCCUGAAGCUUCCUCCGCAAACAAGGCACCACACUGCGAUACAAUGAAAGUGGCUGUGGUUUUCGUACUCCUCUUCGCCACAGUGCUCUGUCGGCCGGCAAGAAAAGUUUCUGACAGCAGUUCAGAGAGCUCUGAAGAAGUGGUGAGACGACCAGCAGUCCAAGCUGCUAGAAAACAGGCCGUAGUGGUUCCUAAAUCUCGUCCAGCAUCUGUGCAGAACAUCGUAGCAGCAGCAGCUGCUGGGUCGGAUGAGAGUUCGGAUGAGGACGAGCAGGCGGCACCAGAGGCACCGGUAGAAGUCAAGUCUGACAGUACAGACACCGCCUCGGCCUCAACUACUGCCUCUGUCAGCAGCAACGACAGCGAAGACAGCAACGAUGAUGAUGACGAUGACGAAGAAGAAGCAGAGGAGAGCGAAACUGAGGAAGAGGAGGACGAGUCCAACUCUGAGUCUGGUGAGUCCUCCACCGUUGCUCCUGCUACCGUCACCCCCGUGGUAGUCACGGAGGGGCCCGUGGCUGAGACCACCGCCGAGCCCAUUGUGCCCACCAUCGUCACUGACCCUGAGACGGCCCGUGGCGACAACAUGGGAGGUUACCCCAGCGAAUACAAGUCCAUCGUCUACGUCGAGGACAAGUCCUACCAUAAGGUUCCCGUUCCCUACAAGUCCUAUGAGUUUGUCGAAACGGGAAAGAAGACGGCCUAUGACAUGACCGACGGCAAUGAGGUGGAGAAGUCACUGAAGGUGUACAAGGCUAUCCAAGUCCACUCUGACCUCCUGGAGGAGGACACCAGCACCCCUGAGGUGGAGAGCCAGGGCCUGGACGCCUCCUCUGGAACAUCUCAGGACAUCAGCCCACGCCAGGCCUCCCUGCCAGAGGAGGAAGAGAGCACUAGCACCAGCGAUGCCACCAGCGAGAGUGAAAGCACCAGCACUCCUGAGGAAGAGGAGGCAGAGGAAGACGAGAGUGCGAGCACCUCCAGCGACAGCGCCAGCGCCAGCCAGGAGGCGGAAGAAGAGGAGAGCGAGAGCAGCGAGGAGGCCACGGCCACGCCCGGAGCUGCCGACAGCGACUCCGACGAGAGUGACAGUGCUGAGAGUGACUCAGAUGAGGAGGGGGCGGGACCUGACACUGUCACUGACAUUCCACCAGUUAUUACCGCCAAAUAAGUCCAGCCCACUCAGGAAAUGGAUAGUGUGGAUAGUGGAGUCAGAUUUGCAUAAAGAGCACAGGCUGCAUCCAGGUGCAAAACCCCCCAUCCCCAGCCAUUUUCCACUGCAGGGUCAAACAGGGACAACCGAGACUUAAUUAUUAUUGAUUGUAAUAUGUUAUCUGUUAUUGUUUGUGCAUUUAAAAAACAAGCACAAAAAAAAGUUUAAUUUAAAUAAACCAUAAAUUUCUGCAUCCUGUGGUCUAGUAUUAAUGGUCUGUGCCAUGUUUGAUCCCGCAGGGAAAAAGGGGGUCGAUGUAACUUUAAGGGAUGUUGGAAAUGACAACUGCUACCUGCAACAAGGGUUUACUGACCUCAAGACUCUUGCCUCCUCCCCUUCCCCCUCUGUCACUGCUGGGUACAAGGUCAAAACUGGAAAAGAACAAAGAAACAAACAAAGUCCUGAUAUCUACACUAGCAAGACACUGCAUUUAUCAUUAAUUAAUAACUGCUAUACUCGAACCUACAUAGUUAUUGUGCCUAUAAAGUGCAUGGUUGAUUGAAAUAAUCACUUCAAGUGUAAGAAAAUUUUAACUUGACAUUAAGCCGCACAUUGUUUGCCAGUGCGGCUUAGCUUUCUUGCUCGCUAAAUUGCGCUGGUGUAGAUGAAAGGAUGCAAACAGAGAGAAACUCACCGUCCAGUACAGAGUUCAAUCAGCUGUACAUGCAGUACAUACACAUAUACAACACAGCCCUGUUUAUUUGCACAGUUCCUACCUACACUACAUGUUGUUUGUCCCAUGUUGUUUACUGUAAUGUAUCAUAUUGUACCAUUUCUAAAAUAUUAAUAAAGUUCUUUUUCAUAAAA
Messenger RNA from Mugil cephalus (flathead mullet), 2117 nucleotides. It is a transcript of the gene spp1, whose product is annotated as secreted phosphoprotein 1. The record is from RefSeq and is a predicted model, not a curated record. Gene Ontology annotation, biological process: cell adhesion; ossification. The transcript has 8 exons. The coding region runs from base 141 to 1268 and encodes 375 amino acids. Lineage: Eukaryota; Metazoa; Chordata; Actinopteri; Mugiliformes; Mugilidae.